AAUUAAUAAACAACUCGCUGAGAUAAAGAAGAUGACAUUAAUAAGUGUGUGUUAAGUGAUAAAAUAAAUACUUUUCUUGUGUGUGAGAUCAAUAUUUGAAAAAUCCAUAUGAUAACGUGGACUUCAAGUAGAAAUAAGCCACCAAAAAUCGAUUGUUCUGUAAUACGAUAAAACAGCUGCGCACUUCUCCCACCAUCGCCGAUCCUGCCAUUGGUGCGUCGAACGAAAAGAGAAGGGGCUGUUCAUCAACCGUUCAAUAAAACGAAUCCGCGACCAUACUUACAAAAUGUUGAAAAAUCAUAUGAAAAUAGAGUUGUGGAUAUGUUCUAUAAAUAGAACAAUAACAUAUAUAAGCCUGAAAUACAAACCAAUUGUAUAAAUAUAAUUAUAAUAAUUAUACGCUGAUAUCUAACAUGAGGCAAUAACAAGAUCGAUGAAACUGACUUGUGACAUUAAUACACAUAUGUUGGUUUGAUAUAAGAAUGCAAAAGAAACGAAGAAAAGAAAUAACGAGACAAAAAUAAGUUUAUGUCAUGGCGAUAUAAAAAAAUUGGAAAUUAGUUGCAUAUUUUAUUUAACCUUGUGAAAUUGUUUUGAUCACAAUCGUUAAAUGUGAUUUGAUUCUGUGGCUGAUCUUGUGUGAUGUGUGCUGGUUAAAAAUAAUAUUCUCGCGUUAUUGUGCAGCGAAUCGCGACGUCGCGACGCAGUUUGUGCUGCCAUUUUGUGAUACUUCGUAUAUGUUCGACUAUCUUCGGGACGAAUCUUGGGACUCAAGUCACUUCAAGUGCAGUGUGAGCUUCACGCUCGAUGCAGUGAUGCGCAAAUCUCUGUGACAGUGAGAUUAUUUUGCGCGGUUUGUUUAAUUUAAACUCGUGUUUCAAAAGAUUGAUAAUGCAAAAAACAACGAUAACAAUGUUUCGUCAUGUUUAUAAAUGUUCUGUUCUCGAAAAAAUCAUUGCUGCUCCCGUAACAGCAUUUCAUUCGAGCCAAAUAAGCAUCUCGAGCGUUGAAUGAAGCGUCAUAUUUCUCGCAACCAACUUGUGCAUUUUUAAAAAAGUUUAAUGUCACGCAACAAGUUGGUUUUUUCAAGCGAGGUGAUAACCUUAAAGUGAUUGUUAAAGUGACAUUUCACUCUGUGCAUUUCGUAAUGGAGAAAAGGCUAGUUGACAAUGUUGCUGAUUCAGAAGAUAGUUCAACAAUUUCAUGUAUUAGUGGAAUAGAAGACAGUAAUGAGAUAUCAAAAGAAAAGGAAGAUGAGUUGUUAUAUAAUGGGGAAGACGGGGAAGAAGGAGAUGAUGAGGAUGUAUUAUCUGAUGACAGUUUGCGAUUGAGAUUGUCUGAUGAUGAUGAUGGAGAUACUGAACAACAUGAUACAAAAAAUUUACCAAAUAUUUCAGAAUUAAAGUUGCAAGAUCAGAAGACUGAACAGCCAGCUACAUGUGUAAUUCUAGACAAAGAAUUGUGUUCUACUCUGGCGCAGACUGUAGAAGAAGGCACUAAGAUUAAUGAAGAAUCAUUGGAUUGCGAUUCAGCAAUUGAUACUCUGGACAAAACUAUUAUCUUCAAUGAAUCAGAAAAACAUAUGUCAAACAAUAGUCCAGAAAACAUAAGUAUAACGGUCGGUGAAUUACUUGAUGGAAAGUAUAGCUCGGAAUCUAAUACAGAGCUAACAAUUAGCGAAAUAAGUAAUGCAUGUUCAAAAGUAACAUCUGAACAUGUAAAAUUAAAAACUGACAAUUUGUCAACAAAUAAUUAUGUACAACCAAGUAAUCUUCAAAAAUUAGUCCUAGAACCGCAUAAUGAAGACAAUUUAAAAAAGACGGCCAGCGAUCAUAAAGAAAUAAGUUCUCCUUGUAAAUCCAAAGUGAAUAAUGUAAUCGAUCCCGUUAAAGUUACAAUGUGUAACAAUGAAAAAUCAUUUACAGUUACAACUGUGUCUGAUAGUACCGAAGGCAAUUUAAAUGACAAAGUAAUCAGUGAGGCUAACACAAAUAAUAAUAAUUCUGCAAAUCACUCACUUGUUGAUGAAAUUAAUAACAGCGAAAAUUCUACCAAAGACAAUAACAUUAAUGACAUCUCUAAAGAUCAUGUUAAAUAUAAAUAUGAAAACCAACAGUCAAAACAUGAGGAUAUAAUACAAAGCAAAACUGAAAAAACGCAAUCUAUACAAGAAGAAGUUCAAGAGCAAAAUGAUAAUGUAAAAUACAGAACAACAACAUCAACUGAAGACUCUGAUACUAAUAAAUUUUGUAGUGAUUCCAUAUCUACGUUAAAAACCAAUUCGGUAACAUCUAGUAAUAUAGUGGAACUUAUGGAGAUAGAAAAUAAAACUGAAGAUGCUAAUGCAUUUCAAGAAAAAGUUUCAUUUGUAUCCUCUAUGGAAAACACUAAGAAUACAAAUAAAAACAUUGACGUUAUUGCUUCAAGAAAGAAACGCGCAAAGAGAGAUAUAAUACCAGAAUAUAUUAUAGAAGAUGAUAAAAAAGAGCGACAAAAACGAAAAACUGCUAAAAAUGCAGAAGAGAUAAUUAGAAAAAAAUAUCUUAAUAACGAUAGCGAUUCUACCGAAACAGAUGAAGAAGAUGUUACGGUUAAAUCACAUCGAGAUGUACGUUCUGCAUCUCCUUCAUUGAAACGUAAUUGUUUGGAUAAGUCAGAAUCUUUUAACGGUGUUAAGAAAGUGAAAAUAGGAGAUAAUACUGAGACUGCUAAAAGUACUGCAAAAAAUGAUAUUGUUAAAUUAGCCUUUGUCGAGAAACUUUACCAAAGGGAUGUUAAAGAAACGUUAAAAAAACUGACACAGAAGGAACUAGAAGAAUUCGUAAUUCAAAAGAUUGCCGAGACAAUUACAAUGCGUAGUGAAAUUGGGCAACUUAGAGAACAAGCUCGUAUAACGGAGAAAUUGCACGAAGCAACGCGCACGAAAUUACAACAAUUAAUGAAGCAAAUGAAAGAUUUCGAAAUGGUUCUCAGUCGCAACGCAGCAGAUCGUCGUCUGAACGGCGACAAGCCUGUUGCACCUAUAAAAAUUAAUAGAUCCGUGGGAUUGCAAGUCAAUUUUAUCACGGAACAUGGAAUGCAAAACUUACGACAAGUGCAACAAGUACAACAAGUGCAACAAGUUUCACUUCUCAAGCCGCCUACAAACGUGCCGAUUAGUUCACCAUCUUUUGAGCCAAAUUCUAACGUACCAAAGCGCGGUAAUGGGGUCAAAAUCAGAUCGCCCCGACCUUUAGCACCUGCGCCCACCACUUCUACAACCUCACAGAAUCCGGUACCGCCUAUUAUUCCCACUGUAACACCAGCAGCUUUAGUUGUUGCUAAGCCUUUAGAUUCUUCGCAAAUGACAAAACCUAUUGGCGUUCAGCCAAUUUUAUCUGCUCCAUCAACUCCACAGCAAACCAUUGUUUUAAAUGGUAAUAUACAAGGUCAAAUAAAGUGUCCUCCAUUGAUAGCAUCAAAACUAAAUAACGAUCUUAUUGAUCUCACAGAUGAAGAGGAAAAAAAUAAGUCAACUGUAAAAGUUACAACUGUAACUGCAAAUUCUAUGACUACAAACACAGUAGUAGAUCAUACACUAACGACAAAACCUGCCCAAGCACAAGCUUUCUCUAGGUUAAUUCAAACAAUACCAGCAAAUGUAACAAUAACGACGCCGCCAACUAAUUUAAGAUUAAUAGCACCUAAUCCAGCAACGCCAACUGCUAUAGUAAAUAAUAUAAAUACGCCCAGGUUGGCUUAUGUGUUGCCCACUACUAUAGGUUCAACAAGACAAGUCAUAAUAACAUCGAAUUCUAAUCAACCUAUGCAGAUACGACCGGUAACUACAUGUAAUAGACCGUUCUCAACUGUUACUUAUAAAGCGGGUGCAGGCAUUUCAACAAUUGCGAACGGUAAUGUGCGCGUGGUAAAUACAGCCACUCCGCCAAAUUUACAGCAUCCUGCGCCGUUACCAGAUACUCCGGCUUAUACAGUAAUUCCUGGAUGGAAACUCCCACCGCCUGCUCCGUCGUUAAAAAUCACAAAAGUCUCAAAUGGUAUAGUGUUGUCUUGGAACAUGUCUUUGUCGGAUAUGCAUGCAGAUAUCGUGAGUUAUCAGUUAUACGCGUAUCAAGAAAUACCUGGUGUAAAUGCUAGUACAUCAUUGUGGAAAAAAGUAGGCGAUGUGCGGGCACUACCGCUACCUAUGGCGUGCACGUUGACUCAGUUUUCUGAGGGUAACAAUUAUUAUUUCGCAGUCAGAGCAGUCGAUACACAUUCUAGAAAGGGACAGUAUAGUACACCUGGUAAUAUCUCUUUAUAAAAAAAAAAAAAAAAAAAAAAAAAAACACUAAUGUUUAAUAAUUAAUUUUCAUUCUUCAAAUUCACUGCACUUGUUUUUGCUGCAAAAUAUCUACAAAAAAAACCAUUUCUCAAAGAAAAGAAAGUUUUAUAAAAAAAAGUUUUUGUGGUCUAAAAAGAAGGAUUCUUUUUAAGAAGUUUUUCUACUCAAAGAAGAAUCUAUCAAAAAAAGUUUAAGGUUGUGAUUUUAUGAGUUUUUACUUUAUUUAACGCUAAGGUAAUUUAUUAUUUAAAAACUUGCCACCUAUUUGAUUUUCGAUAAGUCUUAAAAUACAAAUAUUUGAAAACAAGUGACUAGUUUUUUUUUUGUAUAAUUAUAUUGUAUAAACAGAAAAUUGAUAGGAAAUUUGAACCAAAAAAAAAAAAAAAAUAUGAAAUAUCGAAAUUCUUGAAAGAUUUUAAAUCUUCCAGAAAAGAAAUUGUUUCUUGUAUAGACACGCCCUGCUACAAAGAAGUACGAGGGUGCGAUUGAUCGAAGUAUCCGAAUCAGCAACAAUGUUUGACAUUCUGUUUGAAGUAUAAAACUUGUCAACAGCAAUGUGAUAAUAAUGUCGCUAUCUAUGAGUCGUUUUGAAUACUUUAUUAAUUGCCUCUCGUACUUCUUUGUUUAUAUAUAAAUUACAAUGCAAAGAGACAGUAGAUUAUUUAAUAACAUGUCAUAUUACAUUGAUUUUAACUCAACAAGUAACUCUUUCACUGCUAUUGAUGCACAUAUCGUGUGCUGACAAAAUGUUAUAUAGUACCCAGCAUCAAUUGUAACUGUAACUUUAUUGCUUGCAGCAAACCCUUCGUGUUUUUUUUUUUAAUCUUCCGCAGCGAAAGAGUUAAGGAAACUUUGUUUUGUAUAGAAUAAAGAAACAUAAAUAAUUUUUGCGACUUUAAAAAAGUAAGAUAAUUAAAAAAAAAAUAAAGUAUAUAAAUAUUACAGCAGAGUUCCGCUUUUCUCACAUAAUUCGCACAGUAAGUUUCUUCUUUUUCUAUUUUCUUUUUAUCGAACAUUUCAAUAGACUGUUCUUUUUCGAAGUAUAGCAGUUUGCUCUAGUUCUGAACUCUGUUUCAAGUGUUUAACUAGUGCAAGAAUAUAGUCAUAAAAUGAGCGCAAAGAUACAAAAACAUAAAAAAAAAAAAAAAAAAACGCUUAAGUAACUACAUUUCACUUUAUCGUUAAUUUUUCCAAAAACAACUGACGUCUUGUUAAAUAAAUA
This is a messenger RNA of Pseudomyrmex gracilis, 5546 nucleotides long. It is a transcript of the gene wde, whose product is annotated as CAR1 transcription factor. Gene Ontology annotation, biological process: regulation of DNA-templated transcription. The record is from RefSeq and is a predicted model, not a curated record. Gene Ontology annotation, molecular function: protein binding; transcription coregulator activity. The coding region runs from base 1148 to 4303 and encodes 1051 amino acids. Lineage: Eukaryota; Metazoa; Arthropoda; Insecta; Hymenoptera; Formicidae. The transcript has 15 exons. Gene Ontology annotation, cellular component: transcription regulator complex; nucleus.